Molecule: messenger RNA, 1940 nt
Organism: Acaromyces ingoldii
Lineage: Eukaryota; Fungi; Basidiomycota; Exobasidiomycetes; Exobasidiales; Cryptobasidiaceae
Product: Pkinase-domain-containing protein
Exons: 4
Coding region: 370-1776 (468 amino acids)
Biological process (GO): protein phosphorylation
Molecular function (GO): ATP binding; protein kinase activity
Source: RefSeq, a predicted model, not a curated record
GUGCACCCCUCCUCGCUCGCUCUUCACCCUCUCGCUCCCUCGGUCCUCUCGGCCCCUCUCUCUAUCUCGUCUCCACACUCGACGACUCCCUUUCGCUGACGCCUCCCUGUGCGAAUAAGAAAGUAUUCGCCACUGCUCGUCAGGUCUUGCCAUAGUCACGAAAGUCCCAACACUAGUGUCGGCAGCACGGACCUGUUCUCUCGACCUGGCUCACCUUAGUCUGUGCCCUCGUCAUCGCACUCUAUCCAAGCGUCCCGCCUUCGUUACCUCUCCACCCUUCAUUCCAUCGAUCAAUCACGAGCUCAAGAGCACACAAAAACGGAAGAGGAAGUCGCAAGAGGAGGACACAUAGAAGAUCGAUAAGGAAUCAUGGCGACGUCGUCGUCCACCUCUUCGAUUCGCAAGAAGCGGAACUUCAAGAACUUGCACCUUGUCGAGACGCCCCUCUCGACGCCAGGGGGCUCCUCGGCCUCGGCGAACCGGACAGGAUCAUCAUUACUGUCCGCAGCGACGAGUAGCAACCUGGCCAAAGGCUCCUCGGCCACGGCCACCGCUUCGACCACCAGGGGCGACUCGGCCUCGACGGGGACCGGUGGCCUGCCCCAGAAUGGGCCGCCAACAGGCCUCAGCUCGGGCGGCUCUCUCAUGGCAAAUGCCUCGACAUUACCUUCGACGGAUCCCAGCAGCGGGGCAAACUACCACAACAAGCUGAGCGAGCAGUUGGCCAAUCUCGAGCUGGGCGUAGAGUACAAGCUGGAUCUGAAAAACGAGGACCUCUCUUUUCUCUCGGAGCUCGGUAGUGGGAAUGGGGGCACGGUAACCAAGGUGCUCCAUGAAAAGUCCAACACCGUCAUGGCCAAGAAGGUCGUCUUCAUCGAUGCCAAGCCGACGGUGCGAAAGCAGAUUUUGCGCGAGCUGCAGAUCCUCCACGAGUGCAAUAGUCCCCAUAUUGUCAGCUUCUACGGCGCCUACCUCGCCGAGCCGCACAUCUGCAUGUGCAUGGAGUAUAUGGACUCCGGCUCCCUCGACGGCAUCUACCGGAAGAAUGGCCCAGUCAGAUCAGAUGUAUGCGGGAAGAUUGUCGUCACAGUCGUCCAUGGCCUCACCUACCUCUACGACGUCCAUCGAAUUAUUCAUCGAGACGUCAAGCCAAGCAAUAUUCUCGUCAAUAGGCAGGGUCAGAUCAAGAUCUGCGACUUUGGCGUCAGUGGCGAGCUCAUCAACUCAAUAGCUGAUACCUUUGUCGGCACCUCGACAUACAUGAGCCCGGAGCGAAUUCAAGGGGACCAAUACAGUGUCAAGUCAGACGUCUGGUCCCUGGGUAUCUCUGUCAUUGAGCUGGCUCUGGGCAGAUUCCCCUUCAGCGACGAUGACGGUAAUGACGACGAGGGCGAUGAUGAUGACGACAUACCCGAAGAGCUGCGUGGGACCUUGAGCCCCACGAAGCCAGAUGCUCAAGCGGCAGCGCGAGCGGCUGGGGCACGCGCAAGAAAGACAAAGAAGGAACCGGCGGGCGUCUCGCUCGAGGGCUCGGGUGCCCAAAUGUCGAUUCUCGACCUACUUCAGCACAUUGUCAACGAGCCUGCGCCGAAGCUGCCGCCGGUCGCGCCAAACGGGAGACGCUUCUCGACGGACAUGGUCCAGUUUAUUGAUCUCUGCCUGUGCAAAGACGUUGCCAAGCGGCCCAGUCCCAAGGAGCUCACGGAGCACAGCUACGUCAAAGAGGCAGAGGCAGCAAAGGUGGAUCUUCUCGGUUGGGUCAAAGGGUUGAAGUAGGGUUGGGGAGGGAUGGUAGUAGUCGCCAUUUUGCCCUUGUCACCACUCUUUUCUUUCUCUCUCUCUUCUUUUCACUACGUCUUGAUGGCUUUCGUCACGUUACCUUUCAUCUCCAUGGCUCUCAUAUAAACAUUCUCUCAUCUCUCAUCCAUUCAUUCAGUCUC